This is a messenger RNA of Cicer arietinum (chickpea), 1773 nucleotides long. The record is from RefSeq and is a predicted model, not a curated record. NCBI's taxonomy places the organism in Eukaryota, Viridiplantae, Streptophyta, Magnoliopsida, Fabales, Fabaceae.
UUCUCACCGAUUAUCAUAUGCAAUUUGUCUUCAAACAUCUUUUGUUUCUCUUGAAGACUUGUACUAUAGAGUUAAAAAAGUUCUAUAUAGGGCACACACUAAUAAAUUCACUAACUAUCACAAAUAGAAACAGAGAAGUGGUAGCUUAGUUAAUUUUUUAGUACAACAUCAUGCACAUAGAAGCUCAAGAACAUUAUGGUGGUGAAGACAAGAACUUUGACGAGGAUGGACGAACCAAGAGAACAGGGACAUGGUUGACUGCAAGUGCACAUAUAAUAACAGCAGUGAUAGGAUCUGGAGUUUUAUCACUAGCAUGGGCAAUUGCACAAAUGGGUUGGGUGGCUGGUCCUGCUGUUCUCUUUGCAUUUUCUUUCAUUACUUAUUUCACUUCCACUCUUCUUGCUGAUUGUUACCGUUCACCUGAUCCUGUUCAUGGCAAACGAAACUAUACUUAUUCUGAGGUUGUCAGAGCUAACUUAGGAGGGAGGAAAUUUCAGCUCUGUGGAUUGGCUCAAUAUAUAAAUCUUGUAGGUGUAACCAUCGGCUACACAAUAACUGCAUCAAUUAGUAUGGUGGCUGUAAAAAGAUCAAACUGUUUUCACAAGCAUGGACAUGCAGACAAGUGCCAUGUAUCAAAUAACCCUUUCAUGAUAAUAUUUGCCUGCAUCCAAAUAGUUCUAUGCCAAAUUCCCAAUUUCCAUGAACUCUCCUGGCUCUCAAUUGUUGCAGCUGUUAUGUCUUUUACUUAUUCUUCCAUUGGUCUUGGCCUUUCCAUAGCCAAAGUUGCAGGUGGGGGACAUGUGAGGACAUCCAUAACAGGGGUGGAAAUUGGGGUAGAUGUUACUGCAACAGAAAAGGUGUGGAGGAUGUUCCAAGCUAUUGGUGACAUUGCCUUUGCUUAUGCUUUUUCUAAUGUUCUCAUUGAGAUCCAGGAUACCUUAAAAUCAAGCCCACCUGAAAACAGAGUGAUGAAGAGAGCAAGUUUAAUUGGCAUUUUGACAACAACAUUAUUUUAUGUGCUAUGUGGAACCUUAGGUUAUGCUGCAUUUGGAAAUGAUGCACCAGGAAAUUUUCUCACAGGAUUUGGCUUCUAUGAGCCCUUUUGGCUAAUUGACUUUGCCAAUGUUUGCAUUGCAGUUCACUUAAUUGGGGCAUACCAGGUAUUUGUCCAACCAAUAUUUGGGUUUGUGGAGGGCCAAAGCAAACAAAAAUGGCCAGAUAGCAAAUUUGUGAAUGGUGAACAUCCAAUGAAUCUUCCUCUAUAUGGAAGCUAUAAUGUGAAUUUCUUUAGAGUAAUAUGGAGAAGUUCAUAUGUGAUUAUCACUGCCAUCAUAGCCAUGUUGUUUCCAUUCUUCAAUGAUUUCUUGGGAUUAAUUGGUUCACUAUCCUUUUGGCCAUUAACUGUUUAUUUCCCAAUUGAAAUGUACAUUAAAAAGACCAAGAUGCAAAAGUUUUCAUUCACAUGGACUUGGCUCAAGAUAUUGAGUUGGGCUUGUUUGGUCAUUUCAAUUAUCUCAGCUGCUGGAUCAAUUCAAGGACUUGCUCAAUCUCUUAAGAAAUAUCAACCCUUCAAAGGAGAACAAUAAUGAUAGUUUGUUAAUUAAUUUCCAUUUGUAUUAGUAAUUUUCUUUUCUUUGUCAAUGUUAUUUCUUGUCUUUAAUAAGUUAUUACAAGAAAUCAAAUCCAAGGAUAAUGUAAUGUUAUCAAGUGCUUAUUGAUAGUGAACAAAUACAACAACAAGGAGUACAAUACAAAUCUUAUAUUAAUCUCAAA